This is a messenger RNA of Harmonia axyridis, 2925 nucleotides long. RefSeq lists its product as uncharacterized. The record is from RefSeq and is a predicted model, not a curated record. Bases 1 to 2925 code for a protein of 974 amino acids. Gene Ontology annotation, molecular function: catalytic activity. NCBI's taxonomy places the organism in Eukaryota, Metazoa, Arthropoda, Insecta, Coleoptera, Coccinellidae. The transcript has 3 exons.
AUGGCGUCAAGUGAAGAUGAUCAUAGCGAUGGUGAGAGCAUCAAAAGUGAUAAAAGCACAAUAUUAUUAGAUAACAAUUAUAAAUGUUGUACCAAAAAAGUGUGCGCGAUCCAAAUUUGCAUAAAUUGCGAAGGUAUAUACCAUGGAUCUUGCGUUAAAAAGAAAAACAUCAAGGUGAUCAGUGGAAGAUAUAUCGAGUGUUGUGAUAAGAUCCUCGAAAAACGUAAAAAACUGAACAAGGAAGAAGUUUUGGAGCUCAAGAUCGAAUACCUGAGUAAGCUAUUAGCAGAAUCACAAGAUAAAAAUGAGAUAUUAAAAGAAAAUAACAUGAUAUUAAAAGAAAAUAAUAGGUUAUUAAAACAACAGAUAAGUAACAUGGAAAAAAAAAGUGACAUAAAGAAUGUAACGCAAUAUUCAAGUAUUGUGAAAAGUAGUUCCCAAAGAGAAAAUACUGCCUCAGAUAAAAUUAUUCCGAGAGUAGUAGUUCAAAUGACUGACAGACCAGGUAAUAAACAAAACAAUGAUAACCUCAAAAUACAUCAGCAAUACAAGAAAAUUCCGUCAACUCCAAAGUCCCCAGAAAUGAAUGAAAACAAUACUGAAACUACAAAUAUGUCACAAGAAUCUGAGUUCACUGAAGUGAAAAGAAGAAAACGUUAUGCAAAGAAGAGAUUAGGAACGGGAAGUGAUUCAGGAAAUGGUUUUUCAGGCCCGGAAAGAAAAGUUUGGCUGAAUAUCUAUAGAGUAAACAAUAAUGUAACAACUGAAAUGGUGGAAGGUCAUAUCAAGAAACAACCUGGUUUCGAAAAUACGAAAAUUACUGUAACAGAACUACAGACAAAACCAGGACAACUCAAAAAUUUUUGUGUUACAGCUCCACUUACAAAGAAGAAUGAAAUACCUGAGGGAAGUCAUGGUGGAUCCGCUUUAUAUUUUCACAAAAACAUCAAAGGCAAAACAAGAAAACAACUGCAAAAAUUUUCCAAGUGUGGAGAGUUUGAAUGUGCAGCUGGAGAGUGGACCACAAAAAAGAGACAAUUCAUAGUUCUGUCAAUAUAUAGACCUCCAAAUGGUAGCAUAAAAACUUUCCUGUCCGCAAUAGAAAAAGUUUUGGAGAAAAUUCAUCAAGAAAAUAAGGAGAUAAUAAUAGCAGGUGAUUUCAAUAUUGAAUUAUUAAGACCAAAUAAAGAUGCAUCUGAGUUACUUAAUCUGAUGGAAUCUUUCAAUCUCAAUCCAGUCAUUAACCAGGAUACAAGAGUUACUGAUAGGUCAAGUUCAUCCAUUGACAAUAUUUUCACAAAUAUUUCUGAUUGGGAAAGUUCUGUUUUCAACAUUCAUGUAUCAGAUCAUAAAGCGCAAAAACUCAGUUUCUUAAUAGAAAUAGAGAAAAAUAAUAAUCUUAGGUUCUGUCGAUUUUAUGGUCUACAAGAAAAAAAGACAUUUCUGGAGGAAUUAUUUAGUCAGAGCUGGGAGCUUGUAAGAGAAGCAGACACACAAAAUGUUGAUGAGCAAUGGAAUAUUUUUAUGUCGGACUUUACGAAUAUAUUCAAUAAAAACUUCCCAAAAAAACUGUCAAUGAACAAAAAGCAUUUGAGCAAGUAUAGAUCACCUGAAAUUGAAGAAAUAAAAAAGAGACUAGAUAUUCUUUUGAUUAUGAGUAACGCUAGUAAACAACAUAUGGAUCUGUACAGAAAUACAAAGAAAGAAUAUGACCACGCACUGAAAAAACAGAGAACAAAAUCUUAUGAGGAACGGGUGAUUAGAUCUGACAAUAAAAGCAAGACUAUGUGGCAAAUCUGCAAGGAAAUAUCAGGUACAAUAAAAGAUCAAGAGAAUUAUCAGCUAGAAGGAACCCCAGAAGAAAUUGCGGAAAAUUUAAAUAUACACUUCAACAAUACAGUAACUGAUAUAUUGAAAAACUUACCCACAAUAGCUAUAAAUUAUUCCCACAUGAAGUAUAUCGAUAAAUCUUUUUAUUUGAAACCUACCACUCCUACAGAAGUUGAAAAUUUAGGUAAAUCGAUUAAAAACAAAUUCAGUAGUGGUGAUGAUGAUAUCCCGAUUAUGAUAGUCAAACUAGCAUUGCCAGCAGUUAGCAAAAUAAUAUCAUAUAUAAUAAACAACUCAUUCAAAUAUGGUAUUUUUCCUGAGAGUCUAAAGAUUGCAUUAAUAAAACCCAUCUUCAAAGAAGGUCAUCCAGAAAUUUUAAGCAACUACAGGCCCAUUAGUCUACUACCAGCUUUCUCUAGAGUUUUUGAAAUGCUGGUUUCUGCAAGAAUCAUAAAUUUUUUCAAUGAAGAAGAACUAUUCAAUCACACUCAACACGGAUAUCUACAUGGACGAUCGACACAAACUGCCAUCUUUCAGUUUGUACAGUACAUCUUGGAAUUACUCGAAGACAAAAAAAUGGCAUUGGGAAUAUUCUUGGACAUUUCCAAGGCCUAUGAUUCAUUGAAUAUGGAAUAUUUGCUUAAAAAACUGGAAUUUUAUGGUGUACGAGGAAAUGCAAAUGAUUGGCUGAAAUCCUACAUGUCUUAUAGAAAACAAAGAGUUACCGUCACAAAAGACAAUAUUACUAGCAAAUCGAAAAUACUAACAAGAUCAAUAGGAAUAGAUCAAGGAAGCGUCAUUGGAACAUUACUUUUCAUAAUUUACCUGAAUGACUUGGGGAAUAUAAUUCAAAAUAGUGAAGGAAAUAUUGUCAAUUUCGUCGACGACACAAAUUUACUUACUGGUGCAGAAGAUUUUGAAGAGCUGACAAGAAGAGCAAGUCACAUUUUUUUCGAAGGGAUUCUUAGAUCAACAGAUAAACAGGCCGGCAGGCAAGCAGACAUACAAAAAGACAAAAACAAACAUACGGACAAACAUACAGGCAGACGAGUAGAUAGAUGGAUUGACGGACAUGCAGCAAAUAAGACGGGUUAA